This is a messenger RNA of Prorocentrum cordatum, 932 nucleotides long. NCBI's taxonomy places the organism in Eukaryota, Dinophyceae, Prorocentrales, Prorocentraceae. The record is from the annotation of a GenBank genome assembly.
UGAAACCACCAGAGGUCACUCUUGCCCAGGGUCACUCCUGCGUGCAGCCGACACCUGGGCACGGCUCCCGGCCAUGGCAUACCGGGACCAAGACAACUUCUCUGGCCCCUACGGCGGCGACGUGGCCUUCCGUCACCAGCCGAGGCGGGAGGACCCGUGGUCUCCCGCGUCCGCCGCCGGUGGAGCCACCUCGUCGUCGCCGGGGCCCGCGGACGAGCCCGCAGAGGAGGAGUCGUCCACCACCCUGGGGCUGGUGGGUGGCCUGAUAAGCUACAUGUUCUCGGACAACCGGUGCUGCUCCAUGCGGACCAAGCCGCCCGACCCCCCCAAGGCGGGCGGAGGCGCCUCGCUGCCGGAGAGGCCCCGGCCGGCGGACACGCGGGAGACGCUGCACGACCCGUUCCGCACGCAGCCGUUCGAGGAGGACCCGCGCGGCGUCGCUCCCCCGGGGUCCUGGAGGUGGCCAGAGUGGUCGCUAAACUUCAAGAAGCCAUGCAUCGAGGUGUUCGUCAUCGACGAGGACUCCGGGGAGAAGCGCUGGGUCACCGCCGAGCCGCACAGCCGCGUGGUGGACAAGGACAACCACGACGCCUACUUGUGCGCGGAGUACGCGUGGGACGGCGAGAUGUACGUGCAGGAUUUCGGCCCAGAGCACGUCCGCCGCCGGGGUGAGAACCGCACGGUGAUGGACGAGAUCGCGGGGAGGCCUUGAGCCUGAACCGCGCGCGGCUUUUCGGCCAAACGCCCGCCGCCUUCGCUUCGCCGAACACGGCGAAAUUGUGUCUCUCACACUGCUGCGAUGGGCCCCCUCCGUCCCCAAAGCGGCCGCGAGGAUCCUUGGUCUAGUCCUCGUACAUGAGGGCGCCACGUGACCUGCGCGUGGAGCCAGCACGAGGAAAUAAGCGAGUCCGUUCUUGUCGUUUCGUUCAGCU